UUAUUUUGUAUUAAAAUAUUAUUUUCUAGCGAUGAAAUUUGCAUCGGUACCGCAAUAUGUCAGCCACCAUGAUAAAGUUUGACAGAUGAAGGGUUAAAGAAUAUGCCCAACCACAGCCAUAAUUAUGAGGAGAUGGAAAUAUCUUAAACCCCUUUGCAUUGCUGCUGCAGUUUUUCUAUUCAUACAAUUCUUUGUAUUGAUUAAUUUGAGUUCAAACCAGGGUGAUGCAGACACCCACAGCCAUAAUGGCAAGAUAGUGGUUGAGUUAUUACAGAAGUCAUGGACUGACAGCCCCUUGUUUCUACUAGAGCCUUCAAUCUUAUCUGCAUUGUCAGCUGGAACCAACUCAAAAGAAGAUUGUGUUUAUUUGUGUAAUAAUAACAAAGUUAUUACAUUUGGUAUCAUUGGAAACCAAUCCAAAACUUUGUCCUUAAUGGUUCAUAAGUUAAGACAGGAUGGAUUUUCAGCUGUUGAUUCAUCGGAUGAACAUCCUGAUUCACUUACCAAAGAAAAUAGAAUGCCUGUCAAAAUAACCACACAUAUAUUUGUUCAACAUAUGAAAUACCCAGAACCCACCAUUCAUAUUGUUGUAUUUUACAACAGAAAACCAGGCUUUCUAUGGCACAGCCAAAUACAGAUUGCAACAUCAGAUAUAGCUUUUGGUUCAACUGCUGGAGCAUAUGAAGUGUUUAAUUUACAAAAGAAUACAAUAGACAAUGUCCAGUUACAUGUGCCAUCACCUAUCACAACAUUUCUACAACAAGUGCCUCAUUCUGAAUUCAUUGAAUGUAACUAUGCAAGAGCUGAAGCUUUCUAUUUGAAAAACCCAAGAGACAAAUCUGAACAGGCUAUACAUUUCCAAAGGAAAGCAAGACAACUUAUAUCAACAGCACAGAAAGUUUUAGAUGGUCUUGGUAUAAGAUUCUGGAUAAGUAGUGGUACUACCUUGGGUUGGUUCCGACAGUGUGAUAUAAUACCUUACUCUCAAGAUGUAGACUUAGGCAUAUGGAUAAAAGACUAUAAGCCAGAAAUGGUCCAAGCUUUUGAGAAGGCUGGACUUCCUUUAAGAUUUUUAUUUGGAAAAGUAGAAGACAGCUACCAAAUGGCAUUCCUAUCAGGGGAAGUCAAACUUGACAUAUUUUUCUUUUAUGAAGAUGAUUCCUCUAUGUGGAAUGCUGCAACAGUGACAGAAACUGGAGAAAAACUAAGAUACAUAUUUCCGCGGUUUAAAUUAUGUUGGACAACAUUAUUGGAAAUAAAAGUUAGGAUACCAUGUCCAACUCAACCAUAUAUUGAAUCAAAUUAUGGCAACCAGUGGCAGACACAAAUAAAAAAAUGGGAUUGGAAAUCAAGUGCUCCUAAUGUUAGACACAAUGGCUACUGGCCAAAGGACCAAUGGGAAAAGGUUAUACAAAUGUAUGAGUAAUGAUAAAAAGAAAGAACCAAUGGUAAAAAGUGAUACAUACUGUGUAUAUGAUGUAUAAAAGAACAAUUUGAUAGAAAAAAAGGUUGUGACAAAGAAUGUCCUGUCCAAAGAAUUAGUAGAAGAAAGGUUAUGUUAAUCUAUGAUCAAUUGUUAAUAUAGCAUAGCAUUGAUAUCAUUGUGAGAAAUGAAGGUUAUGGUAACAGAAAGAGUUCCUUUGACAGUCAGUAUCCACUUAAAACUAGCAUUUUUUUCUAAGAGGAGCACAAAAAGAACAUUUGUAUUUUUGAAGAGUGUGUCAUCUAUAGUUGCUAGAGUUUAAGUCUUAUAUAAUCACUUGAUUGUUUUAAGACCUGUAUAAACCAAUGCCUAAGAACAAGCGUAUUACCCUCCAUAAACAUGUUAACAAGUUAACAAAUUAUAGAAAUAUAGAUUCUACUACCGAAUUGAGUGUAAUACGAUAUUUAUCCACUCAAGACAGUUAAAUUUUCAAAUCGGCCAGGACUUUAAAAUUGAUAAUUUAACUGUUGAGAGUGGAUAAAUAUCUUAUUACACGAGAUUUGGUGGGUGAAUCUGUUUCUCUAAUGAUUUUCUAACAUUAUGCAGGAAAACUUAUUCCUUCUUUUCUAAUGAUCUGCAAAAAGAUGUGUUCUUUCUAUGUGACGUCAGGCAUGGUCGCCUUUUUUCAUGCCGUCACAAUAGGAGAUCCAGAGGAAAGCAAGAAAAAUCGACGUCACAAUCAGAUUUUAACCAAUGAAGUUCUGAGAUCAAACGAACCACACUUUGGUUAAAUUUUUUUUAUACAAUGUGUGCAAAAAGGGAUAAAUUGACGAAGAAUUAGAGAAAAGAUGGUAUGCUAACUACCAGUCUAUUAAAUGAUUGCUUGUCAGAUAUCAGGCAAAAUCUGCAAAAGUUUUUUUUAAAUGAGAAAUUAUUGCUAUGUUUCUUCUUUCAUACGAGAAGCUAUGGCUGGGUUUAAAUCACAUUUUUAUGCAUUUUCUUUUUCGUUGAAAUUUUACAUAUUAUCUGAAAUUUAUAUUUACAAAUGUCGAUAUCACUUUUCAUUAAUUUUGCAUGAUAUAUCUUGGUUAAUAACUGUGUUACUGUAUUAUUUGUUUUUUUAUUGAAAAGCUUUAAAGAUAUACCCUGGUUGACAGUAAGUGCUGUUUUCUUAAAACAAAGAAUUUGUAAAAUAAGAGAAAGACCACCAGAAAGUGUUGAAAAAGUCAUGUUUGUCGGUAGAUCUGUUUAAAAAUGUUUAGAAAAUUAUUUCUAGGAUUGAUUAGACCUUAGAAUUUUAUAUUGUGCAGAAUUGGGCAUUGUUUAAAACUUUUUUUUUUUUUAUGUAGAAUACAAUUUGCAUAAGAAGAAGACCAUAUACAAUGUUUUAAAUAUUUAGUAAUUGUUUAUAAGGCUAGAAUAAGAAUAUAUUUGUACAACAUUCCAUUUUAACUGCAUUUAUAUGCGUUAAAUGUCUUUAAAAAAAACAUUCCAAAAUGUGUUCUUGUGUCUGUUGAAUUAUAAAUUCUUAUAGAUAUAUCAUUUGCAGGUUCAGCUGUAGAAAACAUUAUUCAAAAUAAAUAUUUUAAAUAUUUAAGAAAAUUGAAUGAAUGCAAAGCAUGAUUGUCAAUAUACUAAUUUGAAAAUACCCAUUUUAAUUGCAUAUGAAGCUGGCAUUAUAACUUUUGAAAAAUAUAAAAGCUUCCAAAUUCUAUUCCUCUAUUAAUUUUUGCGAGGAUUUUAAAUA
Messenger RNA from Mytilus trossulus (common blue mussel), 3170 nucleotides. Its product is annotated as ribitol-5-phosphate transferase FKTN-like. Lineage: Eukaryota; Metazoa; Mollusca; Bivalvia; Mytilida; Mytilidae. The transcript has 8 exons. The record is from RefSeq and is a predicted model, not a curated record. Gene Ontology annotation, cellular component: Golgi membrane. Bases 125 to 1426 code for a protein of 433 amino acids.